CCUGCCGAACCUACGGUCUCCUAGUUGAACCGGUGAUGGAUGCAGAUCUGCUAGAAGCAGACGUGGGAGGCGCCCCGAGAGACGGUUCUCACAGUCAGGGUGUUUAUAUUUAUCGUCCAACGAACCAGUCUAAGAGUUUCGCUGAAAGACCCACGAAACGGCGCAAAGUCGUACGACCAAACGUUAUCAAGGCUGCAAAAUCCCAUCCCUUUGUGUCCCUGUUGAACGGCGAUGAAGACGCAAAUUCCAUUGAACUGCGAUACCGCACUUAUCAACAACUAUGGUCGGCUCAGGAAGCCAAAAUCAAGGAAAUCCUAGAUGAUAUCGACUCCGAGGUUCUUACCAACGUACUAUCUUUCACUAGAUCGACCUCGCCCCAAACUUACGAUGGCUGUAUACCUGCCGCGCUGGUUACGGUUGGCUCCAACGUCUCGUCUCUUGGCCGAUUGCUUUCUAGACUAAACGAUCAAUUGACAACAACCGGAGAAGGUGGGGUGAUCGUCCUGGAGUCUGGUGAUGCACCGAACCUCAAGACAACUCUGAAGAAUAUAAUCCGCUUUGCUAUCACGAACACGGAAGGAAAUGAUGGGUACCAGAGUUUUGUGACUGACCGAGAGGGUCCGAGAGUCCUGGGUUAUGAUCUUGAUUUACUAGCGGAUUACGUCAAACGGAAGGACGUCAGGAAACUGGUUAUCGCUUUUCGCGACAGCGAAGCGUUUGAUCCGGGCAUUCUUGCUGACCUCUUGUCGCUUUUGAGCUCUUGGCUUGAUCGGAUCCCUUUGACACUUAUGUUCGGUAUCUCGACAUCCGUGGACCUUUUCGAAGGGAGACUACCUCGGUCUUCGGUGGCUUUGCUACGAGGACGGUUUUUCGAGAUUCACGAAGCGAGUAAUUGCGUAGAUCGCAUUUACGGCAGGCUUCAGGCCGAGCAGGACGGGACUUUUUGGCUAGGUCGCAACAUCACAAGCGUACUAUUCGAGAAGUCAAGCGACUCCUUCCAGACCCCGGAAGCUUUCAGCCGAACGGUUAAGUACGCUUAUAUGUCACAUUUCUUUGCCAACCCUUUGAGCGCGCUCCUUGCAGAUGGCCCUGCCACCACGAAACGAAGCGACCAAGUCUGCGAGGCUCUAAGAAAUGUUUCGUCUUUUCGGACUUAUUGCGAAGAGUUGCUCGAAGAAGGCUCCGCUGGACAAGUUCGCAAGUUAUUGGAGGAUGAUGCUUUUCUGCUCGAGCAAAGCACCCGGUGGGUGAAGCUGGGUCAGCAGAAAAUGCGCGACAUUUUCCAAUGUGUGAAAAUGGUACACAGAACUUUGAAGCACUUUAAGGUCGUCAAGAAACCCAGUCUCUCUGACAUAUCGAUCCGGGCACUUGCUGGGGAGCUGCAAAGCUCUGCGUUCUACGAGGACUUUCUUCGAUCAAUCAAGACACUUGAUUCCAAUCAACUGAAAGAACUUAUAGCUAUGUUGCCGGCCACACUUACAGAUAGCCCGGUCUUUGGACAGAUUCAAGCAGACUUUGAUACUUUGCUGCAGACUUAUCAAGGAACCGAACCACUCAAGAGUGGCUAUGACAAGCAACACUCAGUUGUUGCUACCACUAUUAUUCAGCAGCGGGUGAAACUUAGCAAGUCUAAGGCUAGACUGCCCAAGGAGAAUGCAGAUUUCACGAACAUCAUUCAUCGCGUUUAUACUUUAUUGGAGGCAUUUUUCGAGGAUACUUCGAUAAGACCCAAAGAAUUGAUCUUGCAUGAGGUCUUCCUUUUUGAUAUGAGAAACCCUAUUAAGGAAGUCUUUUCUCCACGGCCACGUUUUGCCGUCGAACGGGCGCUGUCCAGUCCUUUCGACUACCUCAUUUCACCGUCGGGAGACUUGACAGUCAGCAUCUCGGCACAUCAGCCAGCAGCGGCCAUCUUGUACCAGUUAUACCUAGAGUCGGGGUCCCUAGUUAACGUUCAUGACUUAUGGCAGGCAUUUUAUGCCGUGUUCGAAAGCGAGCAAGGGGAUAGCUGUGAUGAAAGGUCCAUCAUGGCUUGGUUUUAUAGAGCUUUAUCGGACUUGAAGGCGCUUGGUAUGGUGAAAAGUAGCCGAAAGAAAGCUGACCAUGUCUCCAAAACCUCGUGGAUGGGUCUGUAAAAAUAGCAUAGCAUUUGCCAUAUUUUUGCUGUGUGACAUAUGUCAUCUGAGGUUUACAGGGGUAUCAUUAGUAUAAUCCUAAGAAUGCAGCAUAGUCCUUA
Aspergillus saccharolyticus JOP 1030-1 is the source of this 2233-nucleotide messenger RNA. Its product is annotated as putative origin recognition complex subunit 3. Lineage: Eukaryota; Fungi; Ascomycota; Eurotiomycetes; Eurotiales; Aspergillaceae. The transcript is spliced from 8 exons. The record is from RefSeq and is a predicted model, not a curated record. Bases 36 to 2132 code for a protein of 698 amino acids. Gene Ontology annotation, molecular function: DNA replication origin binding. Gene Ontology annotation, cellular component: nuclear pre-replicative complex; DNA replication preinitiation complex; nuclear origin of replication recognition complex. Gene Ontology annotation, biological process: DNA replication initiation; DNA replication.